This is a messenger RNA of Microdochium trichocladiopsis, 835 nucleotides long. Its product is annotated as cgi121 protein. Lineage: Eukaryota; Fungi; Ascomycota; Sordariomycetes; Xylariales; Microdochiaceae. The transcript has 3 exons. The record is from RefSeq and is a predicted model, not a curated record. Gene Ontology annotation, cellular component: cytosol; EKC/KEOPS complex; nucleus. Gene Ontology annotation, biological process: tRNA threonylcarbamoyladenosine modification; telomere maintenance via recombination. The coding region runs from base 91 to 717 and encodes 208 amino acids.
UUGCACACAAUUCAAAGCAGUUUCCGCAGGCGGAUCUUGAACGUGUCAAGCUCUCCAGGCCUCUGUCGCGGCUCAAGUGUAUUCGUCAAGAUGGCUUCCCUCGAGACAAUACAGCUCGAGCAUGUGCCCGCGACGCACUCAGUCCACGUCGCAGUCUACAAGGACGUCCAGAACGCCGACUUCCUCCAGCAGCAGCUGCUCGCCCGCAACCAAGAAUUCGAGUAUGCCUUCAUUGACGCUAGCUGCGUCGUCUCAAGACUACAAGUCCUCGCGGCCGUGCACAAGGCCAUCAUGAUACAAUCCGGCGGGAACAUGAAGACGCCAAACAUCCAUUCCGAGAUUGUAUGCUCGCUCAGCCCGACCAACAAUAUCUCUGAGGCAUACAGACGCUUCGGGAUAACCCCGACGAGCAAGGACAUGAUCAUCGUCAAGGUCCUCAUCUCGUCAUCGUCAUCGCAGGCCGCGACGACGACAAGCACCUCCACAGCAGAAACGGUCGCCGCUCACCUGACAGCCCACGUGCAGGGGCAGCCGGCGCCGUUCACCGACGCCGUGAUCGCACAGAGCACGGACUGGGCCAAGGUGCGCAAGUACUACAAGCUCAACAGCGGCGUGGCCGUGCUGGACGCCCUGCCGAAGGGCGAGGCUGGCGAGGACGCCCGGAGGAGGGAGGUCGAGACACUCGUGCUGGGUGGGAUGGCGCUGAGGGGGCUGUAAGGCCGGGGCGACGAUGUACUGCUCCUUCACUAGCCUGCCCCAGGGACCGCGGGAGGCGAAGAUACCCUGGAUCUGCGAUGGCUGAGAAGGGGGGGUGAAACGGGAGGAAGAAGAAGAG